AUGGUUCUCCAAGAUCUCGGGCGCCGUAUCAACUCGGCCGUCUCGAACCUCACGCGCGAGCAGAAUGUCGACGAAAAGGAGAUCGGCAACGCCCUCAUCGAGGCCGAUGUCAACCUCAAGCUCGUCGUUCAGCUCCGCAAAUCGAUCAAGACAACGGUCAACUUCAAGGAGUUGCCGCCAGCCGUGAACAAGAAGCGCCUCAUUCAGAAAGCCGUCUUUGAUGAACUCGUCAAACUCGUGGACCCGCACUGCGAAUCGUUCAAGCCGAAGAAGGGAAAGACGAAUAUCAUCAUGUUUGUCGGUCUACAGGGUGCCGGUAAGACGACGACAUGCACCAAGCUCGCGCGACACUACCAGACGAGAGGGUUCAAGGCAUGCUUGGUCUGUGCGGAUACCUUCCGUGCCGGUGCGUUUGAUCAGUUGAAGCAGAACGCGACGAGGGCCAAGAUCCCAUACUAUGGUUCAUUAACGGAGACCGAUCCUGCGGUGGUCGCGCGACAGGGUGUGGAGCAGUUCAAAAAGGAGCGCUUCGACGUGAUUAUUGUCGACACGUCGGGAAGGCAUCAGCAGGAGGCCGCCCUGUUCCAGGAGAUGAUGGACAUUCAGGCCGCAAUCAAGCCUGACGAGACCAUCAUGGUGCUGGACGCUUCCAUCGGUCAGCAAGCCGAAUCGCAGGCAAGGGCGUUCAAGGAGGCAGCUGAUUUCGGAGCCAUCAUCAUCACGAAGACAGACGGUCAUGCGUCAGGUGGUGGUGCGAUAUCCGCCGUCGCUGCAACGCACACGCCCAUUGUGUUUAUCGGUACCGGUGAGCACAUGAUGGAUUUCGAGAAGUUUGCGCCGCAGCAGUUUGUGCAGAAACUCUUGGGCAUGGGCGAUAUGCAGGGGUUGGUGGAGCACGUCCAGAGCCUGAACCUCAACCAAAAGGACACAAUCAAGCACAUCCAGGAGGGUAUCUUCACCGUGCGCGACCUGCGCGACCAGCUCUCGAACAUUAUGAAGAUGGGCCCGCUAUCGAAGAUGGCGGGCAUGAUUCCCGGCAUGGGCAACAUGAUGCAGGGCAUGGACGACGAGGAGGGUAGCGCCAAGCUGAAGCGUAUGAUCUACAUCUGCGACUCGAUGACCGAGAAGGAGCUGGACUCGGACGGCAAGAUCCUGAUUGAACAACCGUCGCGCAUGACACGCAUUGCCCGUGGUUCAGGAACAUCAGUGCGCGAGGUGGAGGAUCUCUUGACGCAACAACGGAUGAUGGCCGGCAUGGCCAAGAAGAUGGGCGGGAACAUGAAGAACAUGCAGAAGGCGCAACAGGCGAUGGGUGGCGGCGGCAACAAGGCCCAGCAGAUGGCUGCCAUGCAGAAGCGACUACAAAGCAUGGGAGGCGGUGCUGGCCGAGGUGGAGGCAUGCCCGACAUGGGUAGUCUGAUGAAGAUGUUCGGUGGAGGCGGCGGCGGCGGCGGCGGCGCGGGCAUGCCUAACGGUAUGGACAUGCAAGCUAUGAUGCAGCAGAUGGGUAUGGGAGGCAUGGGCGGUAUGCCUGGGAUGGGAGGCAUGCCCCAAGGCGGACGAGGACGGCGAUAG
Molecule: messenger RNA, 1575 nt
Organism: Emericellopsis atlantica
Lineage: Eukaryota; Fungi; Ascomycota; Sordariomycetes; Hypocreales; Bionectriaceae
Product: SRP54-type protein
Exons: 2
Coding region: 1-1575 (524 amino acids)
Biological process (GO): SRP-dependent cotranslational protein targeting to membrane; SRP-dependent cotranslational protein targeting to membrane, translocation
Cellular component (GO): signal recognition particle, endoplasmic reticulum targeting; cytosol
Molecular function (GO): ATP hydrolysis activity; endoplasmic reticulum signal sequence receptor activity; 7S RNA binding
Source: RefSeq, a predicted model, not a curated record